AUGUCAAGGCUACCCCCAGGCAGUCAACAACAAUACUCAGACUCGCAAAACUCUUCAGCACCUCGAGGCUAUGAUAAUGCAGACUAUGGAAAUAAUUAUGCCCCUCUCCAACCAGCACCAAGUCCUGCACCCACGGACGUUGACCAGCUAAACUUUAAUAAUCUAAGGAUUACUGAUGAUCCUUACUCUCAGCCUUCACGCUCAAUAGGAGUCCAACCUGGAGCAUUUCGCUCCUCGCCAUCUCUCUCUCACAGAUCACGCUCGCCCCAGCCAGAGCAUUAUUAUCACCCAGCCCACAGACAAGCAAGCCUCCCUCCCCAACCGCAUCACGUGGGACAAGUUGACGCACGGAUAGCCCAAGACCCUCGUUCUUUUCAAAGACGAAGUCCUUUGCCCCCACAAGCUCCUGAACAACUUGAUCCUUAUGCAGGUAGUGGUAAUUAUCCAGCUUACGUUGAUUAUCCUCCUCCAGAGUUUCCGCCUCCCGGUCACUUCUCGUCGCCACAACAGCCACCACAGCCACCACCACAUGGACAACCAGGAAGUUAUGGGUAUGAAUAUCAGCAAGGUUAUCAACCACCCAAUGGAUAUUACGCAGAAGAAGAUCCCUAUGUUCAAGCUUCUUCCGAGUAUGCAUAUUAUGAUCAAGGUAUGAGACCUCAAGACUAUCCAGCUGCAUAUGCCGGUCAAGCAUACGGUCCAACACCGUAUCGCCAAUACUCUAUUAGCAGUUCUUCAGGAAACGGAGGCCGACAUGGCAGGCCAUCACGCCCCGAUGAGGUUGCAGAAAGACCAAAUUAUUCUCCAGAUGCAAUUGAACGAUAUCGUGGUAAAGUUAAAGCCGCAGGAGAUCCGGCCAGUCUACUUAGUUUUGUCAAAUAUUUAAUUGAAGCAUCAGCCGAAGCAGGAGAAAACGAGGCCGAUCCAAAAGCAGCACAAAAAGCCAAGGAUGCGUUAAUACAAGAAGCAUUGAAAAUUCUCAAGCGUCUAGCAACACAAGGAAUGGGGUUUGGCAAACCUGCUUAUCCGGAAGCUCAGUUUUAUCUUGCUAAUUGCUAUGGUAAUGGAUCUUUGGGUCUUCCCAGGGAUGAUGACAAAGCAUUUAAUUUGUACAUGCAAGCGUCAAAACAGAAUCAUGCAGCCGCUACUUAUCGUACUGCUGUAUGUUAUGAAAUUGGUGCGGGGACGAAGAAAGAUGCACAUCGAGCAGUUCAGUUUUACCGCAAGGCCGCUGCACUAGGCGAUACUGCUGCUAUGUAUAAAUUGGGUAUGAUUCUUUUGAAAGGUCAUUUAUCCCAACACAAAAAUCCCCGAGAAGCUGUUACAUGGCUUAAGCGUGCUGCACAGAAUGCCGAUGCUUCUAAUCCGCAUGCACUUCAUGAAAUGGGACUGUUGCAUGAAAGGGAAGAUAUUCAAAGAGAGAUUCCGUCUGUUAUACAUGAUAAGGAAUUUGCUUUCGAACAAUUUAAGAAAGCGGCAGACCUAGGAUAUGAACCUUCUUGUUAUAAGCUUGGCUUGAUCUAUGAACAGGGUUUGCUUGGACAACCAGUGAAUCCGCAGAGAUCAAUAUACUAUUAUUCCAAGGCAGCCGAAAAGAACUAUCUUGAAGCAGCAUUGGCAUUGUCCGGAUGGUAUCUCACUGGCUCAGAGGGCGUGUUGCAACCAUCAGAUGAUGAAGCGUAUUUAUGGGCACGUAAAGCUGCUGAUAUGGGACUUGCCAAGGCUGAGUUUGCUAUAGGGUAUUAUUCUGAGAAUGGUAUUGGUACUAAGCAAGAUCCUGAGGAGGCAAGGCGUUGGUAUUUACGAGCAGCAGCUCAAGGAUAUAGAAAGGCACAGCAACGUCUUACAGAGAUGAAACAUCAAGGAACCGCAAGGCGGAUGAGGCCGGAACGACAUACGCGCGGCCAGGGCAACAAGGAUGAUUGUGUGAUCUCAUAA
Messenger RNA from Paraglomus occultum, 1938 nucleotides. The record is from the annotation of a GenBank genome assembly. NCBI's taxonomy places the organism in Eukaryota, Fungi, Glomeromycota, Glomeromycetes, Paraglomerales, Paraglomeraceae.